Clonostachys byssicola is the source of this 1380-nucleotide messenger RNA. NCBI's taxonomy places the organism in Eukaryota, Fungi, Ascomycota, Sordariomycetes, Hypocreales, Bionectriaceae. The record is from the annotation of a GenBank genome assembly.
AUGGUUCCCCAGUCCAAAGAAGGCUACUUUUGGAACUUCGAAAAGAAUACUGCUAUGAAAGGAUUACCAACUGAUGCAGUGAAGUCUGAUAGCAAUGACGUCAAGAGCUCUUACGACGUUAUCGUGAUUGGCGCUGGGUUCACCGGUUUGACUGCUGCUCGGGAUAUUUCACUUCAUGGCCUCAGCAUCCUCAUUCUUGAAGCUCGUGACCGUGUCGGCGGCCGUACUUGGCUUGCCCAAGGCAAACAUGACAAUUAUGAGAUGGGGGGUGGAUGGGUUCAUCACCUUCAACCGAACACGUGGACUGAAAUGGCUCGCUACGGGCUUACGACACCCAAGACAAGCUUCAAGUUGGGACGAGACACGUCCAUGAAUGUGGGCGGCGUCAAACAAACUAUGCGAGGGGCGGAUGACUCGUUCCUGCAUUUAGCCGCAACAUUCUUCAAUGUUGAUGGCUAUAACGGUCGUCUAGUUCUGCCUCAGCCACAUCUACCACUGUAUAAUCGCAAAGGCAUCAGGGAGUGGGAUAUCAGUGUUCGAGAACGUAUCGACCAGCUUAACCUAUCUGCCACUGAAAAGGAUCUCCUCGCAUUUUGGAUGGGCACCGUUGGCCUUCAAGAGGCACACAAACUUGGCUUUCUCAGCCUUCUUCGCCUUUACGCGCUCUCUGGGUAUGACUUCCAGCGCUUGCUUGAGCUAAGCGGAGUGUUUAAGAUUCCCGGGGGGACAACUGCUUUGGCCAACGCCAUGUUUUCGGAAUUCAAUGGCUCAGCACUCUUCAAUCGCAAAGUCAAAUCUAUUGUCUCUGGCUCCUCGAGGGCGCAAGUCUAUGUCGAGGAUGGCGAAAUCUUUAGUGCGGAUAGAGUCAUCUGUACUGUCCCCAUUAACUGCCUUGCGGACAUUGAAUUCUCACCACCCCUUCCGCCUUCGUACACCUCAAUCAAGCACGUGAAUCUUGGUGGAAAGCUACACGCCCAUUCCGCUGAUGGUUCUACUAGGUUCUUUGGGGUUGAUGGUCCAUCAAAGGUUGCAUGUUUCGGUGUUGCCGAGUCUCGCUCCAGUACCGGAGGCACAAAUAUGGUCUUCUUCAAAAGCAGUCGGGAGGAGAAUGUGGACCGCUCCCAGUUGGAGAUUUUGGAGGAAGCGUUGCGGGAUUUGACCGCCGGCGGAACUCAAAUAGGAGAUAUCGAUGAAUACCUCUGGCAUGAUUGGCGCCAUGAUGAGUUUUCCAAGGGAGCUUGGGCUGUGUACGGGCCUGGGGCCCUUUCUGGGCCUCUUGGGGAUUUGAUGGAAGACUAUGCAGAUGGAUGGGUGGGUUACAUAGAUGGCGCUGUUGAGCAGGGCCGGCAGGCGGCACGAGCCGUUAUCAACAACUGGUAA